AUGGAGCGCAUGCCUGCGGAUGCACCGCCACGGCAGCACGGCGCCUGGAGGGUGGCGCCGCUGCUCAACGACAGCGCCGCCACCAUCACGCUGUUUGCCCCCACCAAUGAUGCCUGGGCCCAGGUGCAGGCGGGCCUUGUGGACCUGCGGGACAUCGAGGUGCUGCAGCAGGUGCUGACGUUCCUGGUGGCGCAGGGCCAGGUGACGAUGCCUAGGGUGGACCAGCUGCUGCCCGAGGACCUGGCCAGCGGCGGUGUCAGCCUGGCUGUGGACACCCUCCACGGCGCCACGCUGCACGUGUUUGCCGGCAUGGGCGGCAUCGCGGUGCGCGACGGCUCCUCGCUGACCCCCGACGCCAUCGUCGUCUCCGCCAACAACAUGGUCUGCUCCUCGGUCGUCAACGUGCUGACCAGCGCGGUGCCGAUGCCCUUUGCCUGA
Messenger RNA from Chlorella variabilis, 438 nucleotides. RefSeq lists its product as hypothetical. Lineage: Eukaryota; Viridiplantae; Chlorophyta; Trebouxiophyceae; Chlorellales; Chlorellaceae. Bases 1 to 438 code for a protein of 145 amino acids. The record is from RefSeq and is a predicted model, not a curated record. The transcript has 4 exons.